AUGUCACUUCCACGAGGUCCAUACACCGGUGUAGGUUAUCGUCCACCAUAUGCAGCUGUACGAAGACCUCCGACAUUUUAUGGACGACCACCCUAUGCUGUUCGUCCUAUUGGACCAGCACCAGGCGGAGCAGGUGCCGGUACAGGAGCUAUAGCUGGUGUUAUUGGUGGCCUUGCGGCACCAUUAUUAUGCUUAGGAUGUUUAUCAUCAUUAGCAUUAUUAGGUUUAUUUGCCACAAUGAUUGCUGCAGCAACCUAUAUGAAUAAAAUUCAAAAAGAAUUUCGAAGGGGUGUAACUGGUGCCGGUAGUCUAAUAGAAAUGAUGAUGCAUAUAGGAGUAAGAUAUAUAAUGCGUCCAACUUAUGGACCGAGACCUAUCUACGGUGCACCGAGACCUAUCUACGGAACUCCUUUACCACCACCGGCUCGUGGAGGUGGAGGUGCAGGUGGUGCUGGUGCAUUGGGAGGGGUUUUAGGCGGUUUAGGUGGUGCUGUAACAUGUUUAUGCUGUUUAUCAGCAUUGGGUUUAAUUGGACUUUGGGCUACAUUUAUUCCAUUUGUUGCUUACUUCAAAUAUGCCUAUGAUCAAUGGACACGUACAUAUGGUGUUAGUUCAGCAACAAAUUUUGGAAUCCAACAAGUCGUACUUUUAGUCAGUUUAUGUUUUGUCGCAACAUCAUUUCUAAAACGGAGAAUACCAACGUGA
Messenger RNA from Didymodactylos carnosus, 705 nucleotides. The record is from the annotation of a GenBank genome assembly. Lineage: Eukaryota; Metazoa; Rotifera; Eurotatoria; Philodinida; Philodinidae.